Messenger RNA from Henningerozyma blattae CBS 6284, 891 nucleotides. RefSeq names its product putative hydrolase (gene NIT3). The record is from RefSeq and is a predicted model, not a curated record. The transcript has a single exon. Gene Ontology annotation, biological process: oxaloacetate metabolic process; L-glutamine metabolic process. Lineage: Eukaryota; Fungi; Ascomycota; Saccharomycetes; Saccharomycetales; Saccharomycetaceae. Gene Ontology annotation, cellular component: mitochondrion. Gene Ontology annotation, molecular function: omega-amidase activity. Bases 1 to 891 code for a protein of 296 amino acids.
AUGAAUAAAGCCAAAGUUGCAUUGAUCCAAUUGCUUGGGUCUCAAGCUAACAAGAAUGCCAAUUUGGAACGAGCUCAAGUGUUGAUCAAACAAGCUCUUUUGCAACAACCUGAUACAAAACUUGUUGUACUGCCUGAAUGUUUUAAUUCUCCAUAUGAUGUUUUAAAAUUUCAAGAAUAUAGUGAAGUGAUUACUCCGCGGAAUGAGAGUGUAACUACCAAAUUUUUAUCCGGGAUUGCUCAAAGAUAUCGGAUAACAUUAAUCGGGGGAACAAUCCCUGAAUACGAUCCUCAGGAUGGGAAAUUAUACAACACAUGUAUUGUAUAUGAUGAACGGGGCCAACUGAUUGGUAAACAUCGUAAAAUGCAUUUGUUUGAUAUCAAUAUCCCUAAUGGAAUUGAGUUUCAAGAAUCUAAAACUUUAAGUUUUGGCAACGCAAUUACUACAGUGGAGAAUAGUUCAAGCGAUUGUAAGAUAUUAAACAAGUUCGGCAUAGGUAUAUGCUAUGAUAUGAGAUUCCCCGAGUUGGCGAUGAUCAAUAGCAGAAGAGGUGCCAAAUUGAUGGUGUAUCCAAGUGCCUUUAAUACUGUUACUGGCCCGUUACAUUGGGAUAUCUUAGCCAAAUCAAGAGCCAUUGAUAAUCAAAUAUAUAUAAUCUUAUGUUCACCAGCAAGAGAUAAAUCGAAUCCCAAGAAUUAUCAAGCAUACGGACAUUCCAUAGUUGUCGACCCCAAUGGGAAAGUCGUGUCAGAGGCAGGUGAAGAUGAAGAGAUCGUCUUUGCUGAAUUGGAUGUUGAUUUGAUCGAAGUUGUGAGACAGAGUAUUCCAAUUACACGUCAAAGAAGGUUUGAUGUAUACCCUGAUGUGAGUGAUUUACAUGGGCAAAAGUAA